AUAUCAAGUGUGGAUUCAAGUCGCACUUUCGUACAUGGUAAAAGACGAAAGAACAAACGAAAUGUAUAUGACUCGCUGGUACGUUAUCAACGUGCCCAUCGCUUCGCAAAAAUAAUGAAACGAAGGAUUUAUCUACGCCGCAAGGCUGCAUGGGAACGAGAUGACCCAGAAGAGACGUUCAGCGUAGACUCUGCCAAUAGCGUAUGUGGGUCGGGCAAGGAAGAUCCAUCUGUAGAUUCAAUGAGUCAAGAAUCUGCCCACGGACAAGGCAACAACAAUGAACACGUUAAUGUUCAUACUGAAGCAUCUAGCUUCACCCCUCCCGUCCAAAAUGAACUUGUCAAUCAACAAAAUGUUGGGAAUAACCCGAACGCUGGUGGUCAACCCGACCUUGUGAUUCCAACUUUUCUGGCUAAUGUGUUACAACAUGUAACACCCCAACCCGCAUGACCCAAACCCGUGAGACAGCGGACCGGUGUGCCACUGAAUUGGUAUCCGAAUUUGCGAUAUUUUCAGAACAAUUUUAAACAAACGUUCUAUCAAUACAUAUAAAAAUCCAUCGGAGUAAUUUAAAAUAAUGCGGAAGCCUUUUUAAAGUCAAACAACUUGGGAUCUUGCCCGAAAACGUAAUAAGCAUUAAAGUUAAUUAAAUAAAGCAUAAUCAACAGAUUAAAGAGACAGCCACGCCAUCGUACAUCUCCUCCUCA
Molecule: messenger RNA, 707 nt
Organism: Cuscuta campestris
Lineage: Eukaryota; Viridiplantae; Streptophyta; Magnoliopsida; Solanales; Convolvulaceae
Source: the annotation of a GenBank genome assembly